AGUUUCACUUCGCAAUUUACGCAAUUGUCGCGAACGCGUUGUCGCUGCUGCGUUUUGCGACUGAAUCCCUUUAAGAUUGUCGAAAUUUCCACUUUACAUCGCCGAACCUUGUUUUCUACUUUUCAACAAUUCUUUUUGUUUCACGGUAAUCUUUCCGCAACUUUGAGGUUCUCCGUGUAUGAGUUCCGACGGGCCGACGUAACAACAUCGCCGUGGUGUGAUCAAGAGAAAAUGGCCGCCGCCGCGGCUGCCGCGCUGCUCGACGAGCUUAUGGGCAGAAACAGGAACGUCCUGCCUAAUGAGAAGCCCAAGGAACUCAACUGGGAGGAUCCUGAGUUUUGUAAGCUGUAUCUGGUGAAAUUCUGUCCCCAUGACUUAUUUGUUAAUACAAGAGCGGACUUAGGUGCCUGUCCCAAGGUACACGAUGACGAAGCUAGGGAACUUUUUGAAAAGGCGCCGCAUUCGUAUCGUAAACAGCAAUAUGAGGAUGAGUUUAUCAGGUAUUGUCAGAGUAUGUUAAACGAAGUGGAGAGAAAAAUCAUAAAGGGAAAGCAGCGGUUGGCACUGAUUGGGAGAACAGAAGCACCGACGUUAACUCCAGCCCAAACUCAGAGGAAUGAGGAGCAGAUUGCCUUACUAACAGAGAAGAUAAAUAAGUUGGUGGAGGAGGCCGAGCAAAGUGGAAUUCAAGGCAAUGUGGAACAAGCGCAGGGCCUAAUGCGUCUUUGCGACCAGUUGAAAGAAGAGCGCGAAACCCUAAGGAAAUCCAACGACAACAGUCAUUACAAUCAAACUGCUGAACUGGCGGCUGCACAGGAGAAACAAAUGGAGGUAUGUGAUGUGUGUGGCGCAUUUCUUAUCGUGGGCGAUGCUCAGCAACGGAUUGAUGAUCAUCUAAUGGGAAAACAACAUGUGGGCUACGCAAGACUGAAGAGUGCUCUUCAAGAGAUUAUGAACAAACGCGAGAAGGUGCGCGACGAGAAAGAACAGAGAAGAGAGGAGGAACGGAAGCAAAGGGCGCGAGCGAACGAGGAGCUCGACAGACGACGGAGAGACGGUGACAGAGAUAGAGAUCGCGAUAGAGAUAGGGACAAGCGUCGUAGGCGAAUAGAUGACGACAAGAGCCGUCAUGAUUCAAGCGGUCAUAGAAACACUGGGCAUAAAAGUAGAAGUAGAUCGCGAGACAAACACCAUCGGGACGAAGAUAGCCAUCGACGUCACGGUCGAGAUAAAGGAAGUCGCGAUCAUCGAAGUUCCAGCCACCAUAAUCGUCGCCGUCACCGCUCGCGAAGUCGAAGUCACAAGUAACUUCUCUUGAUUGGUUAGUGAGUGAGAAGUAAGCCAGGAGAAGCCCGCGAAGAUCUAUGGAAUUAUGGACAUACACUUUCAAGAUGAAUCGAAAGAAUGUGAAUAAAUACAAUCAGAUUGAAACUCAUCCAAUAUAACAAAUUCAUACUGUUUAUUUAAAAAUAAAACGAAUUGUUUCUAUAAAAAUAUAGCGUUUUUCUCUUUAUUCUACAUAGUCUUAUCGCGUUUUGUUUUCAGAUAAUUGAAUUCGAGGCUUAUUUUUCGGGAACUGAACCUUGUAUUAUUGCUUUUCCACGUAAUUUAUAAAAGAACAUCGUAUUUCUCAUUAUGGGAUAUAAAGAUAAAGAAAAACCCUGGUAAAAGUCAAUUUUGGACUUAGUUCCUUUCGCUUCUCGGGCACGAGGCUGUCUGUAGGUUUGUUAAUGCCGUAAUCUCGUUUACACGUCAUUGAGAGAGAGAGAGAGAGAGAGAGAGAGUGUGUGUGUGUGUGUGCGUGUGUGUAAGAGAUUUAGUGGUUUAGUGUGGAGGGGACACAGCUCUCAGUACCCGCUUCAUAGAGCUUCGUCCACGACUGCAAAUGCACGAGUGCACAACUGCGAGUGCGCCCUGCAAACGUGUGACUGUGACUAUAUGAACCUCUAGCUUCUGCCACGCAAUUGACGAGGUAUUUAUGCCGGAAUGAUAAUAUCAACACAUGUCCUUCUGCCAGGAGAGUUAUUCCUUUGUUUUCGUGUCCCGUUGGGUCCUUAGCUGACUAAGGAUCUAACAAUUUUUGAGAUGCGAAGUUUUAGACAAUAUAAGGAUCUUUAAAUCGCCGGUAUAUAGGGCCAUACAUAUUCAUGCAAGACUUAACGUACUCCACUAUUUUUAUUAUAAAAGAAUGCACUUAAACGAGAAUGCUAUUUCUUAGCAAAGCCACUAAAGAAUAGAAAGAUAUAUAGAUAAUUAUAAUAGAGAAUUUACCUGAUAUCUAUAAGAAACUAAUAUUUAUUUUAAAAAUCAAAUUUAAGAGACAUGAUAUUCAAUUAUUUGAAUAUUUUGUGACUUACGUAAGUCACCUCCCCAAAUAAUGAAAAUUGACCCAAUGAUCUGCGUAUCUUUCGGUGUUUCUAAUUGAGGCGAUUUAGUUCGCAAUUUCCUCAAGAGAACUUCAUGCGCUUGUUAAACAAACACACAGUCGACAGAGGGACAGGAUUUUACCAGCAUAAAACUGUCAUUAAAUAAUGUUUGACUAUUACAUUGUAUCACGGUGCCGAUGACACUUUUGUGUAAAAUUUGGAUUAUCUAUUUUCAGGAAGAAGAGAAGAACAAGGGGAAGACUACGGGAACUCAUCCAAGACAUCGUUUAACAUAUUGUUAAGGUAAAGAUUUUGCAUAAUCUUAACAAUAAGAAAGAGUGAGAGAGGGAGAGGACAGACGAAGAAAAUAUUUGCGUUGAGAUCCGCCAGAAUCGAUAUAACUCGUGUUCCGAGUAAUUGUUAUUUUAGGCCAUCUAUACAUAAACAGAAUAUCAGCAAGGUAAAUUGUAUGAUACAAUUUGUAUUUGCUGUGCCGCGUUAUAAUAAUAAUGCUCGUAAGAUUGUUAUUUGGAAUUAAUAAAACAAUGCCACAUA
This is a messenger RNA of Temnothorax curvispinosus, 2921 nucleotides long. Its product is annotated as luc7-like protein 3. The record is from RefSeq and is a predicted model, not a curated record. Gene Ontology annotation, molecular function: mRNA binding. The transcript is spliced from 8 exons. Gene Ontology annotation, biological process: mRNA splice site recognition. Gene Ontology annotation, cellular component: U1 snRNP; U2-type prespliceosome. The coding region runs from base 232 to 1308 and encodes 358 amino acids. NCBI's taxonomy places the organism in Eukaryota, Metazoa, Arthropoda, Insecta, Hymenoptera, Formicidae.